ACUCACCAGAACCAAGGCCAAGACUCAUGACCAGUCUCGUUACCGUCACCGUGAGGAGCUGCACUUUGUGGACGAGUACGGUCAACCAAUCACUGUGCAUGUGGACGGGAGGAGGGGGCGGGGCCGCAGGAGGAGGCGGUCCCACUGUGCAGUCGAAUGCAGUGCUCCACCAGAAAGACAGUGGGACGCCCUGCGAGUCAUGGGACUGAUGGACGGAGAGGAUGGACAAGGGCCCUUCUAUGGUCACAUGCCCGUGUCACCUGACCUCUACUCUCCCAGCACUCACAUGAUGAUACCACCUGAUGUCUACCCGUCCAACGGUUACCUGAGCCGGGGGUCAGGUGACCAGCAACACCCAGCCAACAGCUACCUGCCCAGCGUCUCCUACAGUCUGGACCACCUGGACCGCCUGGACUACCAGGGUCCGGAGAUGUCAUCAUACCAGCCCAACUCAGAGAGCUGUCUGAUUGGCUGUUACAACACAGAGGAGGUGGAGCCUAAGAGAUUCCACAGACAGCCCGACUACCGUCCAUCCUGGAGGUCCGACCGUCCUCUUGGAUACCUCCCCCUCAGUGAACUCGACAGCGGGUUGGGUUGUUGCCCCGACAGCCCUCACCACCGUGUGGCGCUCUCCGAGGCCGAAACGGACGCCAUGUCAUCUCUGCCGGGCCACACCCCCUCCUCACAGGGCUCCUCCUCCUCCUCUGAGUCUUUGAUCUCGUCGGAACCCAGCGACUCGGGUUUCCACAGCAUCAGCACCGGAGAACAUCGACGCCUACACAAGAUCCACACAGGCCACACCCACCGGCAGACUCAUCACCUCCGCUCGGUACAUUCGCCUCGGGAGCAGAGAGGACGCUGGGAUUUGGAGUCCAUCCCUGAGACAACUCCAGUAACCCACACUGGACCAGCGCAGUCGUCCCGGUGCACCGUGGGCAACAGCACCACCACAACGGUUCACUUUCACAGAGCUGAGAGGAGUCCGACCUUACCCCGACACCGCUCACCGCCGUCGCCUUCCAUUGGUUGUCGUACAGAGCCCUGCCAGCGGAGGGCGCUGUGGUUGGAGCAGCAGCAGGGAGGAGGCGGGACGAUUGACGCUCCAGGGCGGAGUCGAACCAUAACAGACCUGAGCGAAAGCCAACGCCGCCGCCGGGCCAGUCACCCCAACACGACGGACCCCAACCUCCUCAAAACCAGACUCCAGAACAGCCAGACGGCGACGGCAAGCAGCACACUGGGCCCGAGGAGCCGAGCCAGUUACCCCAGCAACACCCACCCCACCGCACACUUGAGCCUCGACAGCAGAGAUCGGUCAGGUUCGUCUGGCCACCAGAGGAGCGCCUCUCGGAGCCGGGAUGAUGACUCCCCCUUGUCCAAGAGCCCUGGGUCGGCCUCCAGCGGGGCGUCAGAUUGGCGUGGAUUUCAGACUCUGGGAAAUCACACCAACAACCCUAAAGACUCCUUGGUCCCAUUCUACAGCACACUGGGAGCCCCCCAGCGGAGCCCUCGCUCUCCGCCCUCCCCCCACUCCAGACCGUCCAAUCAGAAGUCUGUCCGGAACCAGCUGCUCCGAGCGCGGGCCUACCGAUUGGCCCGGGAGCGCAGCGAAGUCACGACGGACGAGGAGGCUCGAGGAGACGGAGGUGGAGGAGGAGACGAGGACAGGGAGGACGGGCGGUUGGCAGGGCGAUACUGGAGCCGAACGGAGCGACGACGACAUCUGGCAUUGUCACGCCAACACCGGGAGCGCAGAGGGGAGGAGCCAACGGGAGGUGGAGGUCAGGGGUCGCAGACCCAGACGGUUCUGGAGCUCAGUCACAUGAAGCAGAACCGGCUGAGAAACAGCAAACUGUUGGACGACUGGACCACGGUGGAGGAGCUGCUGACCCAUGGGACCCGGGUGGAGGCGGACACUCAGCUGUGUCCCAGUCCACUAUUAUCGGUCACCACCGUCUGAGACCGCCACAGACCAGGUCCAGCUCCACUCAGCUGUGUCCCAGUCCACUGUUAUCUUUCACCAACAUCUGAGACCGCCACAGACCAGGUCCAGGUCCAGGUCCACUCAGCUGUGUCCUAGUCUACUGUUAUCGGUCACCACUGUCUGAGACCACCACAGACCAGGUCCAGGUCCACUCAGCUGUGUCCCAGUCCACUGUUAUCGGUCACCACUGUCUGAGACAACCACAGGAUUCCUGGACCAUUACGUGGACCAGAUCUGUGACCUGCAAGGAUGAUCUUGGUCCAGAUCAGACUGAUCCAUGGUUUGGUUCCUUUGUGGACCAGCUUUAAAACCAGAUCCAGGAGGUUCAGGAUCAGACACAAUGAGUUAAAAAUUAGGUGAUUUAACAACACGUCGAGUCAAUGAACCAAUCAGUGUUGAAAACAGAGAUGACAUCAUCACAUAGACGAUGACAUCAUGUAGAUGACAACAACACCGUCCCAUAGACGACGUCAUUGUCACGUAGACAACGAUAUGAUGAAAAGACGUCUGAUCCAAAACCAGAACUCCUGAACCAACUGAAGGCCCAUUGGCCUGGGAGUGCAGCAGUCUAUUUUCCUUUUUUUCCAGACAGUGUCAACAGUUAAUUUCAUGCAAUUUAAUUUUCUUUUUAAUUUGUCCUACAUGAACCCUGACCUCAACCUCCUUUUAGAAAUCUGGUCCAGAGUUUAGGGGGCUGGUCUUGGGUCCAUGUGGUUCCAAAUUAGACCAGUGCAGUAAAGUCCCAUCUAAUAUUAAACACAUAUGUUUACUUUACUUAAAUAAUUCUACAUCAUUUCAUUGACUUUACAUUUAAAAGUGUUAGUUUUUCAACAUACUAAACUGAAAAUACAAACAAAAUGUAGAUUUAGCCCAAAACCAAUUAGUAUAUAAUGAAUAAACUACAACUAUCUUUUUUAAUCUUUCAUUUUAUACUUCAAGUUUACAAAAUAUUAUUGUGAAUUUUUUAUUUUUACCGUGAAUUCAUUGAAAUAAUAAAACUAGGUCUUACUGUGAGUCAAAGAUCUGCCAAAAGACACUGAAAUGUUUGUUUUAUGUCAUAAAUUAAUCAGAUCUAUUUGAAUUAAUGGAAACAAAAGCCUGAAUUCUCUCUUUAUCAAUAAUAAGUAAGAAAUGAUGGAGCGUCCACAUGCAGGUACACGACAAAAGAGGAAAAAGCUGAUCAAACGACAAACCUUUUCCAUCAGUCCA
Sphaeramia orbicularis (orbiculate cardinalfish) is the source of this 3193-nucleotide messenger RNA. RefSeq lists its product as uncharacterized. The transcript is spliced from 7 exons. The record is from RefSeq and is a predicted model, not a curated record. NCBI's taxonomy places the organism in Eukaryota, Metazoa, Chordata, Actinopteri, Kurtiformes, Apogonidae. The coding region runs from base 200 to 1960 and encodes 586 amino acids.